AUGUCUGUAGCUCGGUUACUUGCCGAGGACCUUAAUUCUGAGCUGAAAAGGGCUAGAGUGGAGAUUCGACAGAUGAUGAGUUUUUCGGACGAGGAUAAGAUUGGAACCAUCCAACCACACGAUAAUGCUUUGGUGGUCACCCUUAGGAUAGGAGGGUAUGAUGUAAAGAGGGUGAUGGUAGACCAGGGCAGUGAUGUAGAGAUUAUGUACCCUGAUUUGUACAGAGGGCUGAGCUUAAAGCUUAAAGAUCUGACAGCCUAUGAUUCACCUUUGGCAGGUUCGGAGGUGGUAGAGGUUGAGUUUAUUGUGGUGGAUGCUUAUUCCCCCUACACGGCCAUCGUGGCAAGACCCUGGCUUCAUGCCUUGGGGGCCAUUUCCUCCACUCUGCAUUUAAAGGUGAAAUAUCCAUUCGGGGACCAGAUCGAAAAGCUUGUUAGGAGUCAAUCCAGGGCUAGGCAGUGCCUAGUGGCCACAAUUUUGCAUCAGCUUGUGGCUGAGUCCUUGGCCCCUGUUGAGGAGGACUCAUAG
This is a messenger RNA of Quercus robur (English oak), 528 nucleotides long. RefSeq lists its product as uncharacterized. Bases 1 to 528 code for a protein of 175 amino acids. NCBI's taxonomy places the organism in Eukaryota, Viridiplantae, Streptophyta, Magnoliopsida, Fagales, Fagaceae. The record is from RefSeq and is a predicted model, not a curated record. The transcript has 2 exons.